UGAAACAUACUUGACCCACCAUCUCCUCCCCUCAAAAAAGAGAAAGGAGAGGCCUUGCAAAACUCCCAAUUACUCCUGCCAAUGGCUUGCACCUCUCUCCCCAAACACUCACUCCCAUUUCUCCAAGCACCAAUCUCCACCAAGAAUCCACACUCUCCAACUCUUACAAUCCUCUCCAAGUCCUCACAGUCCCAGAUACAUGGCCUCAAGCUCUCCAGCCCUACCACCCCCUCAACACCAUCUUCUUCUUUCCCUCCAAGGACACCCAUUUGUGCUAAGGUGUCCAAGGGUGAUGCGCCCCCUUCAUUUACUUUAAAAGAUCAGGAUGGGAAGGAUGUGGCUCUCUCCAAAUUCAAAGGGAAGCCGGUUGUCGUCUACUUCUACCCAGCGGAUGAGAGCCCAGGGUGCACUAAAGAGGCUUGUGCCUUCAGAGACUCUUAUGAAAAGUUCAAGAAGGCAGGAGCUGAGGUGUUAGGAAUCAGUGGUGACGAUCCUGCCUCUCACAAGGCCUUUUCUAAAAAGUAUAGGUUGCCAUUCACCUUACUUAGUGAUGAAGGCAACAAGGUCAGAAAACAGUGGGGGGUGCCAUCUGAUCUUUUCGGAACAUUGCCUGGGAGACAAACCUAUGUAAUUGAUAGAAAUGGGGUGGUUCAGUUGGUCUACAACAAUCAAUUCCAACCGGAGAAACAUGUAGACGAGACCCUAAAGCUACUGAAAAGCCUUUAAGGCAUUUUGUUUCUUUUUUCUUUUUUUGAGAAAAUCUUUAAGCAUUCUGUUGUGUGAUGUUCCUAUUCUAUGUCUAGUCUUUUGUCCCCUACAUUUGCUUGUACCAAACAUACAUUUAGCAAGAUGCAGGCUAGUGCCUUCCAUGAUCAACAUUACUUAUGGUGAAUUCAAGCUUCAUAGUUUCAUGUGAA
Molecule: messenger RNA, 917 nt
Organism: Phoenix dactylifera (date palm)
Lineage: Eukaryota; Viridiplantae; Streptophyta; Magnoliopsida; Arecales; Arecaceae
Product: peroxiredoxin Q, chloroplastic-like
Biological process (GO): cell redox homeostasis; cellular response to oxidative stress
Cellular component (GO): cytoplasm; chloroplast thylakoid membrane
Molecular function (GO): thioredoxin peroxidase activity
Source: RefSeq, a predicted model, not a curated record